Molecule: messenger RNA, 1529 nt
Organism: Papaver somniferum (opium poppy)
Lineage: Eukaryota; Viridiplantae; Streptophyta; Magnoliopsida; Ranunculales; Papaveraceae
Product: UV-B-induced protein At3g17800, chloroplastic-like
Exons: 3
Coding region: 87-1325 (412 amino acids)
Source: RefSeq, a predicted model, not a curated record
CCCUAAAAAAACAAAAGAUAAGGGGGUCUUUCCAGUGCUUGUUUUACAUUGUUGCUGGUGAGUGGUUUCAGAGAAAAACCCUAAGAAUGGCAAGCAUGGUGAUACAAGGUGUAAUGAAUAAUGGAGAUGCUGCUGCACUUGUUGUUUUACCAUUGUUUUCAUCACUUUCGGGUUCAAGUUUUAGAUUCAGUAGGAGAUCUAAUCCUACGUUUCUUCUUUCAAAUGGGAUUCUCAAGAGCUUCAAUUCCUUUGGCUUUUCGAAGGUAGGUAUUAAGCUUGAGAAGUACAGACCAAAGGUGAGAGCAUCAGGGGCUUCCAAUGAUGAUACUACUACACCUCCGGUUGCUCCUUUAGAGCUUGAAUCUCCGACAGGUCAGCUUCUCUCACAAAUACUGCAAACCCACCCGCAUUUACUCCCUGCAGCUGUUGAUCAACAUCUUGAGAACCUUCAAGCUGAGCGAGAUUCUCCAAAAGAAGAAGAUUCAUCCCAAACUCAAAAUCUCCUAUACAAGAGAAUCGCAGAAGUUAAAGAAAAAGAAAAAAAGAAAACUUUAGAAGAGAUAAUCUACUGCUUGGUUGUCCAAGACUUCUUAAAGUAUAAAAUCAUGAUGAUUCCUUUGAUAUCAGUUCCAACAGAUGAUCCAACUGGUAAGGUAGAUGCUUGGCCAAACCAAGAACAGAAGUUAGAGUCUGUUCAUUCCUCUGAAGCCUUUGAAAUGAUUCAGAACCAUCUAUCACUUGUUCAUGGUGAGCGAGAUGGGGGCCCUCUCAGUAAUACUGUCCAAAUCAGCAAACUCAAGCUCGGGAAGCUUUAUGCAGCCUCCAUAAUGUAUGGGUAUUUUCUCAAAAGAGUUGACGAAAGAUUUCAGCUUGAAAGAAGUAUGAAAACUCUUCCAAAGAGUUUGAAUAAAGCACAAGAGAUUUCCCGAGAACCACUUCCAGAAAGCCCAUUCUGGGAUCAGGAUUCAUUAUUUCGAAUCCCACCUGAUGAUGAUAUUGAUGACGAAGGAGUCAUCUCAAAUUCUGCUGAAGUAAAUACAUUGAAAGAAUAUGUUAUGUACUUGGAUGCGGAUACACUACAGAAAUAUGCAACCAUAAGAUCAAUAGAAGCUAUUUCAUUAAUUGAGAGACAGACCCAAGCAUUGUUUGGAAGACCGGAUAUCAAAAUUGCCGAGGAUGGUUCAAUCGAUAUGUCUAACGAUGAGGUAAUUGGGAUUUCAUUCUCCGGGUUGGGACUUUUGGUAUUGGAAGCAGUUGCAUUUGGAUCGUUUUUGUGGGAUGCUGAAGGAUAUGUUGAGUCUAAGUACCAUUUUUUCAAAAUCUGAUUGAACCAGAUAACAUUUUUGUGCUGUAAUGCAAAUGAUGUAAAUUGGUGUAUAAAGUUUUCAUAUUAUGAAAAACUAGGGGUAGUUUUGUAGACAUGCAUCUUAUGUUUCUUGGUUACUUGAACAGAAUUUCAUUGCAGAAAUGGACUCACUUAUUUUGGUAUCCACAUAUUGGUCCCAAUUAGUCCAACAUUGUAUGAUUGU